Messenger RNA from Humulus lupulus (European hop), 3260 nucleotides. RefSeq names its product protein LATE ELONGATED HYPOCOTYL-like. Lineage: Eukaryota; Viridiplantae; Streptophyta; Magnoliopsida; Rosales; Cannabaceae. The transcript has 7 exons. The coding region runs from base 672 to 2957 and encodes 761 amino acids. Gene Ontology annotation, molecular function: DNA binding. The record is from RefSeq and is a predicted model, not a curated record.
GCUUGCUUGUUAAUGGUGCUUCUUUGCUACUAAACUCUCCUCUUCAUUCUUUCUCUUCUCCUACCUCUGAUCUCUGCUUCCUCUUUUCCGAUUUGGCUUUUCUACUUUCUCUUUCUUCCUGGUUUAUUUUCGUCUCUCCUUAGCCGGAAACAAUGACUUUACGGAAGGUUUUGCGGUGAGCUGCCUUUCAUGCAUGAUCGAGCAUCGUACGGUUCGUUCUGGACUUGUUUGAUACUGCAUCAUGUCUUUACCGGAAGGUUUUGGCGUCUUCGGGUUCGUUUUGGUGAGGAUUCUGAAUAAGGAAUUUACUUUUACUUCUUUCGGAGAAGUAUCUCUCUGCAUCUCUCUUUGCGGUGGAUUCUGAAAAUUUUCAAAAUCGUAUUGUGUUUUGUACUAAUAUCACUAGUAAUACAUAAUAAGUAGCUUCACUGCUCGCGAAAAUCAAAAUGCUUAAUCUUCUUGAAAUAAGAAUUUGAGACGGAUCUCUACCGAUUGCUACCCUGUGUUUUCUUUUGCAGUAGCAGUUCCUUAUCUGGUUUUGUUGACUACUACUAUCACCACGGCUCUACUGGUAAUAGCUUUUGAUUCCGUCCGAAAUCAUGGGAAGUUUUCUUUUUAUCCGUUGCUCGUCAGGGAGGAUUUGAAGCAGCGGCAGCUGCCCAGGUCCGAUAAUGGACACGUACUCUUCCGGAGAAGACUUUGUUAUUAAGACAAGAAAGCCAUAUACUAUUACAAAGCAACGAGAGCGAUGGACAGAGGAGGAGCAUAAUAGGUUCCUUGAGGCCUUGAAGCUCUAUGGACGCGCCUGGCAGCGUAUUGAAGAACAUAUAGGAACAAAGACUGCUGUGCAAAUCAGAAGUCAUGCACAGAAAUUCUUUUCAAAGUUGGAAAAGGAGGCUCUCGUUAAAGGUGUUCCAGUAGGGCGUGCCAUUGAUAUAGAUAUUCCACCUCCACGCCCUAAAAGGAAACCUAGCAAUCCUUACCCUCGAAAGACCAGUGCCGGUCCUCCCACAUCUCAAGUAGGAGCAAAAGAUGGAAAAUAUUUAUCAGAAUCUUCUCACUGUAAGCAAGUGCUGGAUUUGGAGAAAGAACCAGUUCUUGAGAGACCAGAUGUAGAUGGAAAACCAACACAGGCAAAAGAAAACCAAGAUGAAGAUUGCUCAGGUCUCACCCAGCUUCAAGAUACUCACUGUUCUUCUGUUCACAAAAAUUCCCUACCUAUGCCACCUGUGGGGCUUGGAAAUGCUUACACUUUUAGGGAAUUUGUGCCUUCAAUGAAAAAGGCGAAUCAGGAUGACACAGGUGGAUCUUAUGUCACUGUUGAAUUUGACAGGAAUCAAAACAUGCAGAAGGCUGAUGCCGAGGAGAUGGCACAAGACAAUUGCACAAGCAAAGGCUUAAAGUUGGAAAAGUCUAAUGCUUUAUAUGAGAAAUCGAUUGAAGGUGAAAAGAUGAGUGACUUGAACAAUGGAUUGCCAAAUGAGGAGAUGCAAACCACUCAAAACUACCCAAGGCAUGUGCCUGUGCAUGUUCUUGAUGGAAACCUUGGAAAUUGCACUCGAACUCCUCCCCAUGAUAUGGCAUUCCAAGACACCACAUUUAAUCCCAUAGGAGAGAUUCAUGGCCACCCUAAUUUUUUAACAAAUUCAGCUGCAUCUACUACCACUGAACAUCAAUCUAAUGCAUCAAGAUCUUCAAUCCAUCCAUCAUUUUCGGCUUUUCAUCCUCCAUUUACCUCAAUUCCUCACAAUCAUGAUGACUAUCAAUCAUUCCUCCAUAUGUCCUCCACAUUUUCCAGUCUCGUUGUAUCUACACUGCUUCAAAAUCCAGUAGCACACGCUGCAGCAAGCUUUGCAGCUGCAUAUUGGCCCUAUUCCAAUGUGGAAACUUCUUCGGAUUCUCUUGCAUGCAACCAAAGUGGGUUUUCACCAAGAGAAAUGAACUCUGCUCCAAGUAUGGCAGCAGUUGCUGCUGCUACUGUAGCUGCUGCAACUGCAUGGUGGGCAGCCCAUGGAAUGCUUCCAUUGUGUGCCCCAGUUCAAACUGGAUUUGCCUGCCCUCCUGCAUCCACAAGUGAAGUUCCUUCAAUGGACAUUGAUCAAGAUCCUGCAGCCAAAACAGGAGAAGAAGACAAUCCUCUUAAUCCUCCAUUGCAAGAACAAGUGGACCCGGAACACUCAGAAGCUUUGCAAGCUCAACAUUUAAGUUCAAAAUCUCCAACAGUGUCCGCUUCCGACUCUGAGGAAAGUGGGGGAGCAAAGCCUGAUUCCAAUUUAAAAGCUGCUGUUCAUGAAAAUGCUGCCCCAACAACUGAGCUUGAUGCUAAUAAAGCAAAAAAUACGAAACAGGUUGACCGCUCAUCUUGUGGCUCUAACACAGCUUCGAGCAGUGAAGUCGAGACAGAUGCCUUAGAGAAGCAAGAGAAUGGCAAGGAAGAAAUGCAAGAACCAGAAGCCAAUCAAUCAGUUUCUGAGUGUAGUAAUCGUCGUAGUAAAAGCAUUUGCAACACGCUUGAUUCUUGGAAGGAAGUCUCUGAAGGGGGACGGCUGGCAUUUCAAGCAUUAUUCUCGAGAGAGGUGUUACCUCAAAGCUUUUCACCUCCACCUGAUCUGAAGAAUCAGGAGAAUCAGAAUGGCUGCAUGGAAGAAAAGCAAAAGGAAGACAAAGAUGGAGGUGGAUCAUUGUUAGAUCUCAACAGUAAGACAUGCGGGUCUUGUUCUAACCAUCUAGAAUUGGAGAAAAGUGGAUCACCUAUAGAUGAGGAAAAUUUAGAUGAAAGUUCGCUGACAAUAGGGCUUGGACAAGGAAAGCUCAAGGCUCGUAAAACAGGAUUCAAACCUUACAAAAGGUGCUCAGUUGAGGCCAAAGAGAACAGGGUGGGAAACACCAGCAGCCAGGUGGAAGAGAGAGGAACUAAGAGGUUACGCUUGGAAGGGGAGGUUCAACUUAAUAUCUGAUUUUGCAUGCAAUUUUAAGGAAACCUUUGUUAUUGCACGCAAUUUUCGAAAUUUCCCCUUCGUCUAUUAUCCUUCUGUCUUAUUUGACUAUUGAAGCUCACGCAACUUGUCGUGUAGGUGUGUGUACCAUAUUAUUUGUCUACGUUGCUCAUUACUAUCUGAACCUAUGCAACUCUUCUAAAGACUCCCUCGAUAGACAUGUAGCCAUGAAAAUAUUUAACGUGUUCUGAUCUGUCCAGUCUUUUGAAGACAGUGUCUUUUACAUGAAUGAUUAUUAUUAUUAUUAUUAUUAUUUUUUUCUCA